AAUCCCAAUCUUAAUCCGUUUCAGAGAUUGGAUCAGCCCCGGUCCGGGUCAAAAUUCAGUCCCUAUUUUGAUUUUCGCAUCUACAAAUAGAUUCAAAUAAUAAGUGGACGGCUACCAGAAAUACAUGAAUGGUAUCAGAGCAGAGUAGCCACUUUGCCAAAUUUAACUUCACUGAAUAAGUAUCAUGCUACAGAGUCUGCUUCUCCGUGCUUCUAAUUCUAUCUCGCUACCGUUGCCUAACCGUCACCAACUCUCUCCGUCUCCAAAACCACUCUCUGCUUGGAUAGACGCAGCUCCCUCUGCUGGACAAUCGCCCUCCAAUUAUCGAUCUGCACUCCCUUCUCUCCGCUGUACUGCUGCUGGUGGAGGUGGCAAUGAGUUGCAGCCGCUACAAAAUCAGGGAAUGGCCGCUCAAGACGAGAAAGAUCCUCGAAUAGCGAGGAUUUCCUCUUCAAUCAGGAUCAUCCCUGACUUCCCCAAAAAAGGGAUUUUGUUUCAGGAUAUAACUACGUUGCUUCUGGAUACUAAGGCGUUCAAGGACACGAUAGAUUUGUUCGUUGACAGAUACAAAGGGAAAAACAUCUCCGUCGUUGCAGGUAUUGAAGCAAGGGGUUUUAUAUUUGGCCCUCCGAUUGCAUUGGCAAUUGGUGCAAAAUUUGUGCCCUUGAGGAAACCUAAGAAGUUGCCUGGGGAGGUUAUUUCAGAGGAGUACUCAUUGGAAUAUGGAAAAGAUGUAAUCGAGAUGCAUGUAGGUGCUGUACAAGCAGGAGAACGGGCAUUGGUAAUAGAUGAUCUCAUUGCAACUGGAGGGACAUUAUGUGCAGCAAUCAGGCUACUUGAGCGUGUUGGGGUACAUGUUGUCGAAUGUGCUUGUGUCAUUGAAUUGCCAGAGCUGAAGGGCAGGGAACGGUUAGAAGACAAACCACUGUUUGUUCUCAUAAGCGGUUAGAAGACAAACCAUUUUUUCUUGGAGUGCCUAAUAACUAUAACCCUUCUCAAAGUUAUGAACUUGAUAAAGGUGAAGGAAACUUGGUAAUAAAGUAUGAGGACUCUUUUUUUAAACUUCUCUUUUUGGCUUGAUUGCAUUAAACUCUAAUUUUAAUUAUUGUUGGCUUUUAUGGCCAUGUGGGUUUGCGGUAGGGGAAUGACCAUCCUUGAUGUCUGGUUUUGGGGCAGUGGAUGGAUUGGGUACACCAAAUGUCAUUUGUUUCCCACACAGUUAUUUCAUCUUGGUGGGUGGAGCAUGAAUAUGAAAAAACGGGAGCACUAAUGUUGUCCCUUAACAGACGCCGGCCCACUUUUGCCUGCUUGCCUGUAUGCUUCUCUAUGUCGUGUUAUGCUACUAUAAUUUGUGGACGCAAAAGAUUCUGCAUUUGAUGCCUUUAUAAGAUUUAAUGCGCUUGAAGCUGAA
Molecule: messenger RNA, 1411 nt
Organism: Hevea brasiliensis (rubber tree)
Lineage: Eukaryota; Viridiplantae; Streptophyta; Magnoliopsida; Malpighiales; Euphorbiaceae
Product: adenine phosphoribosyltransferase 3
Exons: 7
Coding region: 185-949 (254 amino acids)
Biological process (GO): adenine salvage
Cellular component (GO): cytoplasm; cytosol
Molecular function (GO): adenine phosphoribosyltransferase activity
Source: RefSeq, a predicted model, not a curated record